Messenger RNA from Callorhinchus milii (elephant shark), 1847 nucleotides. Its product is annotated as gap junction gamma-1 protein. Gene Ontology annotation, cellular component: connexin complex. The transcript is spliced from 3 exons. Gene Ontology annotation, biological process: cell communication. The coding region runs from base 157 to 1494 and encodes 445 amino acids. The record is from RefSeq and is a predicted model, not a curated record. NCBI's taxonomy places the organism in Eukaryota, Metazoa, Chordata, Chondrichthyes, Chimaeriformes, Callorhinchidae.
GAGAGAGAGGAUAUGUCUGGGGCUCUUUUGUCUUCACAGUUGGCAUAGAGAAGAGUGUGUGAAGGUGAAGGCACCGCUUCUCGCUCAUCUAUCAGCAGCCGAGGUGAUCGCUGGAACUUCUCUGGAGGGAAAAGUCCACUUGUUUUCUGGGUGACAAUGGCUUGGUGGGACAGCCUGGGUUUGGUGACUCUAACUCUGAACUACAACAUCACAAUAGUUGGGAAGAUCUGGAUAACAGUGAUGGUGCUGCUCAGACUACUUGUGAUAAUUGUGGUGGGUUACCCCUUGUAUCAGGAUGAACAUGCACGGUUUGUUUGCAACACCAUGCAGCCGGGAUGUUCCAACAUCUGCUUCGAUGCCUUCUCCCCUGUGUCUCACUUCCGAUUCUGGUUUUUACAAGCCAUGGCCCUUUGCCUGCCUUUGGCCAUGUUUGUGGUGUACGUGGCCCACAAGGUAACUAGCCAAAUUGCAAGGGAAAGCGUGCACCAGUUCCCUGAAAACCUCCCGAAAGUUUCGGUGAUUGGACGGGAACAAGCGCCCUGUGGAAGUGCAUAUUUAAUCAGGAACAGUUCGGAGUCAGGACUUCGCUUGUAUCAAAGCCGUGAUGAACGGAACCAAGUCAAUGAAGAUUUCAGGAUGAGGCAAAACAUUCCUCAUUUCUGUGAGGCAUAUAUAUUGCAAUUGCUGGUGAGGAUGCUGUUGGAAGCUGGGUUCGGUGUUGGACAGUACUAUUUGUUUGGGUUUUUUGUCCCUAAUAUAUUCAUCUGCUACAGACAUCCUUGCAGCAGCAACAUAGACUGUUACACCUCCAGACCCACCGAGAAGACUCUUAUGCUUCAUUUUAUGCUUGGAGCUGCCGGAUUCUCUUUGGUGCUGAAUUUCGUGGAGUUGCUUCAUGUCAUCAAGAGAGCUUCGAGUCAAAACCGUAAGAAUAAAUCUCUGACACAGAAUAUUUGCCGAAGGGAACCGUAUUGUGUUCUCCCGAAUCGGGCUCAUGUGUUCCCCGGACACAAAGUCGUUCAGGAAUAUGGAGCACAAGCGAGGAGAAGGCGGGGCAGCGGUGUGAGUGUAGACAGCGACUUAUCAGCAAAAUCCCAGCAGAGGGAAGGAACCUCUCUGCACUCUGGUGUCCAGUCAGAGCACAUAGCUCUGCCCAAUGCCAACAGCAAUAACACACACCUCACCGCAGUCCCAUCGAGCUCCAGGUCCACGGAAGACUACACUGAAGAAGAGGGCAGUGAGGUGGUGCUGUACGCAGGAGAACAGAGAGCAGUAGCUCGGGGAUUCAGCGGACACUCAAGUGGUGACAACCCGGUGAUCCCGACAGAUCAGCAAGGCUUCAGAUCGCGCCAGCUCCCGCUGCAAAGACCCAUGGAGCCUCUGUCAGUCAGCAAGCAGCUGAUAGAAGAGUAUAAGUUUGUUCACCUGCAAUCUAAAGAUUUGCAGACAUUCCUUGGUACAGGUGGCAGGAUGAAGAAAUCUGAAUGGGUUUGAAGCUGGGAAGACAUAGACAACAUAGACAAAGCAACAACAGAUGUUUGGCUGAAAUGUUACUCCUGAACUUUGCUCUCUUUGGGACAGUAGUGUUAGUGAGUGUAUGUAAUAAGUGCAGCAAUAGGGUGGUGGCAAGGGCAGCACUUAUUUACCACUGAGGAUAUCAGGCUCAAAGGAUAUUGGACAAACACAUCCUUACUUAAGAAACAAGAACAAAAAUAUGUUUUUGAAUACUAGACCCCUCCCCUCCCGCCUCGACUUCCCAAUAAUGGUGGUAAUACUCCCAGCCCCGCUUAAAUAACUGUUUGAACCCUAGGAGUGGUCACUCAAUCCAUAGUUGUUUGUGGGACACU